AUGGGCUCGAUAUAUCCAACCGCAUUCCAUGUCAAACGGGUCGCCGUCAUCGGCGCCGGGCCCUGCGGACUGGCCGCCGCCAGCUAUCUCCAAGCCCAAGGCGCAUACGACAAGAUCGCCGUCUUCGAGCAGCAAGCACAGGUCGGCGGCGUGUGGAACUACAACGCCGUCGUGCCGGCGCCAAACCGCGUGCCGCAGACGAGCCCGUUUUGUCCUCCCAAUGGCCCCUCUCGUGUGGCCGGCGAGAAGCUUCCCGUGUUCCCGUCCCCCAUGUAUGACAAGCUGCACGCCAACUUGCCCAAGACCAUCAUGAAGUUCUCGGACCUGGACUUUGCCGAGGAUGCUUGGAUAUACCCCGGCCGCCACGACGUGCAAGACUACAUCAUCAGCUAUUCCCAGCACGUGCGCCAUCUCAUCAGGUUUUGCCUCCAGGUCACGAGUGUGGAGCUGCGGACGGAUCACCUUGGCCACGAUACGUGGCGCAUCCAGGCUCGCUCCACCGUUGACGGCCAGGUCCUUGACGAGACGUUUGAUGCCGUCGUCGUCGCCAACGGCCAUUACUCGACGCCCUUCCUCCCCGACCUCCCCAACAUAGGGCCCUUCCACCAGGCCUAUCCUUCCGUCAUCACCCACUCCCAUAAUUACCACUCUGCUGACGCCUUCAAGGAUAAAAAGACAAUCAUAGUGGGGAACGGCCCCUCGGGGCAGGACAUUGGCUAUCAGAUCAACCGCGUCUCCAAGGGCCAGGCCCUCUAUUCUGUUCGGCACGGCCUGCCCCCAGACAAACUCCGCCACACCGGAUGUCGCGAAAUGGCUGAAAUCCAAGAGUUUCUCAUCGAGGAGAGGGGCGUGCGGCUCAAGGACGGCACCGUCGUGUCAGACGUUGACGCCAUCGUCUUUUGCACCGGCUUUCGCUUCAGCCUUCCGUUCCUGGGCCAUCUCGAAAAAGAAUUCAUCACAAACGGCGUCCGCGUCCACGGCCUGUACCAGCAUCUCUUUUACAUCCCCCACCCUACGCUCGUCUUCCCCGCCCUCAACAUGCGCAUCGUCUCCUUUCCCUUCUCCGAGACGCAGGCUGCCGUCUUCUCCGCUGUCUGGUCUAACAAUCUGACCCUGCCGCCGAAACCGGAAAUGGUUCGCUGGAACAAGGAGGCAGAGGCGACACUAGGCGACAAACUGCAUAUUUUCCCUCCUGUCAAGGACGCAGAGUACAUGAACGAGCUUCACGAUUGGGCCAUGGAAGCCACGAGACCGGGCAAGGAGCCACCUAGAUGGGGCGCUGAGCAAGUCUGGAUAAGGACUAUAUUUCCUGAAGCAAAGGUGGCGUUUGAGCAGCAAGGGUGCAAGGCGACGACUCUGGAGGAGCUGGGAUUCACUUUCGAUGCGUCACAACACGAGCCGUGUCAAUGA
Molecule: messenger RNA, 1410 nt
Organism: Ustilaginoidea virens
Lineage: Eukaryota; Fungi; Ascomycota; Sordariomycetes; Hypocreales; Clavicipitaceae
Exons: 1
Coding region: 1-1410 (469 amino acids)
Molecular function (GO): NADP binding; flavin adenine dinucleotide binding; N,N-dimethylaniline monooxygenase activity
Source: RefSeq, a predicted model, not a curated record